Prunus avium (sweet cherry) is the source of this 567-nucleotide messenger RNA. NCBI's taxonomy places the organism in Eukaryota, Viridiplantae, Streptophyta, Magnoliopsida, Rosales, Rosaceae. The record is from RefSeq and is a predicted model, not a curated record.
UGUGCCACUCUUUUAAGAUUCUCUCAAAUGCUAGAAACUACCAUCCCUAAGGCCUAAAUCUUUUAACAGUUUGUCCCUAUCCGAUCAAACCAAAUCAACCCUAGCUCCCUACUUCCUCUCCCAAUACGAAAAAUGAAGGGAAUGAAAUUACUUGCAUGGUUUUUGUUCAUCUCAUGCUCUCAUGUCCUAUCAAGCUUGGCUCUCAAAGGCUUCUUCAAGUUAGAAUAUGAUCAAAAAGGUGCUAACCUCUCAAGGCCUAUUGGACAAGGACGAGACUUUCAUGUAGUGAGGCAUACAGGUGUGGACGGUGCGGUCAAGCUGUGUGGAGAAAAACAUGAAAUGGAUGAGGCAAGGAAGAUGCAGAAAGGGAAAGGGGGAGUUUAUGGGGGUGCAAAUAUUGCUCAUAAGCCACGCCCAACUGAGAGAAGUGGUGCACCAAUAUUGAUAGCAAGGCCCCAACAGCCCUUUCUCUUCACUAAAACCAGAAUAAUGGGCAAUUAUAAACAGGACUUCAACACAUUUCCUUGUUGCAGAAUUAUCAUCUUCCACCAAUUUGGAAAGAAAUGA